Paramuricea clavata is the source of this 828-nucleotide messenger RNA. The record is from the annotation of a GenBank genome assembly. Lineage: Eukaryota; Metazoa; Cnidaria; Anthozoa; Malacalcyonacea; Plexauridae.
AUGGAAAAACUAUUCAGGAACCGAGACCUUAACGUUAGUGUGAGAACUGUUGAAAGUGAUGGGGAGUUAUUAUUCUACGCAAAAGAUGUGGCGGAAUCCUUAGGGUACUCAAAACCGCAGAAGGCUAUUAGGGAUCAUGUAUGGGGAUUAAAUAAGGUAUUGUUGGGAAAUAUCUCGGGUGAACAAAGGGUACCCAAAACGGGUACCCUUAGAAAUUGCCACCCACAUACGGUCCUCCUAAGAGAACCAGGAGUAUACCAAUUAAUAUUCAACUCAAGACUCCCAAUAGCGGAGGACUUCCAGGACUGGGUAUUCAGGGAAGUCCUCCCAUCUAUACGAAAAACUGGCACAUACAGUUUACCAGAUAGAAGGUCACUUAGAUACAACCAAAUGAUCCUAUUAAAUGAAACAGACCUCCACCACACAGUCGUGAGUUACAUCAGGGACAACUACCCAGAGGCUGUGGUAAUACCCGGUCUAGGGGAGUAUCAGGACACAUCAUCUAAGAGAUGUGAUGCCUGGAAGAAGGGAUACAAAGGUGGUCAGCCAGAUAUUAUUAUAGAGAAUUCUAUGGGGAAGUACAAAGGAUUUGCCAUAGAAUUCAAGUCUCCAAAAGGCACCGGAGUCGCAAGUGAAAAGCAAGUGUUAUGGUUCCACAAACUUAUGAAGAUAGGUUACAUGGUGAUGGUGUCAGAUGACCUUGUAAAAACUUGCAUUAGAAUCAACGAAUACUUUUCACUUAAGAAGGUCGCAAAGAAGGUCACAGUGAACAACACACAGUGUGCUGUAAGGUUGUACAGACCUAGGUUCAGUUCAGGUAAGUACUAG